GAGAGAGAGAGAGAGAGAGAGAGAGAGAGAGAGAGAGAGAGAGAGAGAGAGAGAGAGAUCCUUCUUGGCACACACCCGUCAGUGUGGCAGUGAGAUUCUGACUGACUGGCUGACUGACGAGGGAUUCUGGAGGGAACACACAGGAAAGGGACGACACACUCUCCGGUUUUCUUUUUUCUGUCAUCGCUGCAGAUGGUUUUCUAGCUGCACCGCCUGUAUCCAUCUCAGCAUCGGAGUUUGCUUUAUUUAUUCUCUACUUGAUUGGCUGAACCAGGGGCUGAACCCAGUCAACCUGGGCCGGGCUGUGGGGCUGUUCAGCGAGCCUUAUAGCUGAAGUUGGCACCCGAGAUGAGCGCCUGGAGACCCGGGAGCGCGGCUCUCUCUUCGCCGGGGAGAGGGUCUGGGUCGUGGCGGUGCUGGUGGUGGUGGGUUGUGGUGAUCGGGGUGUCAGUGGGCUCUGGAGAUCCGUGGAUGUCCGCGGAGGCAUGCCCGUCGUCUUGCACUUGCAGCAGCACCAGAAUCUCAUGUGUGGACCCGGAGCGGGGUAUCAAUGCUUUCCCCGUCCUGCAGAGCGAGGCGGAGAUGGAGAACAUCACCGACAUUUACAUCGCUAACCAGAGCAGCUUCUCCUCCAUCAACGACAAAGACCUGCACUACUACAAGAAUCUCAGGAACCUAACGGUGAUCAACAGCAGGCUAACAUAUGUAUCUAAACUGGCCUUUCAAAACAACAUCAAGAUACAGUACCUGAAUCUGAAAGAUAACAACCUGUCAUCGCUGUCCUGGAGAAUAUUCAGACACCUCAACAUGUCUUAUCUGAUCCUGACAGGGAACCCUCUGCACUGCUCCUGUGAGAACAUGUGGAUGAAGCUGUGGUUAGGAGAGGAAGCAGACAUUCAGGAGCUGCGCUGCAUCGAGGAUGGAGGGGCACGCAAGCUGCUGUCCAGACUGACACUACCAAAUUGUGAGGUUCCCAUGGCAACGUUAAGCCCAUCCAAAGUGACACUAAUGGAAGGGAAGCACGUGGACCUGUCCUGUAUGACCUCUGGGGUGCCCUCGCCUGAGUUGAUAUGGAACAUGGCGUUGAUCUCCAACUAUGAGAUUGAGACAUCGGGCCAGAUUUCGAUGCUGCGACUCUCCAACCUGUCGUCGCUGGACCACAACAGCAAGAUUAGCUGUACAGCUGAGAACAUUGUUGGAGAAUAUGAGUCCUCGCUGAUGCUGGAUAUACUUUUUCCUCCUAAAAUCACUAAACUGACUGAUGCAAUCCCCGACCAUCACUGGUGCAUCCCCUUCAGCAUGUCAGGAAACCCGAAGCCGCAACUAAAGUGGUUUCUGGAUGGUGCAGCGGUGACGGAGGACGACUACAUCAUCACCAUGAUCCAUGACAUCACAGAGAGAGAGUUCCACGGCUGCCUGCAGCUGGACAGCCCCACACACCUCAACAAUGGGCGCUACACGCUCGUGGCAAAAAACAUAUACGGGACAGACCAAAAGGAGGUGGAGGCUCAUUUCAUGCGCAAGCCUUGGGAGGGACCGGAGAAGGAGCCUAUCUAUUAUGAUCUAACCACAGAGGACCCCCCUGUAGACCCUCCUGAAGACAGAGUCGCCGUGUACGUGGUGGUGGGCAUUGCUGCUGUCGCCUUCACUGGUUUCCUUCUAAUGUUGGUCAUUCUCAAGUUUGGAGGAAACUCCAAGUUUGGCAUCAAAGGACCAUCUUCUGUGAUCAGUAACGAUGAUGACUCGGCCUCUCCUCUUCACCAUGUCUCAAACGGCAGCAACACUCCCUCAUCCUCAGAGAUGGGCCCCGACGCGGUAAUCAUCGGCAUGACCAAGAUCCCGGUGAUAGAAAACCCUCAGUACUUCAGGAGCACAAACAGCCUGCUCAAAACCGACACAUUCGUCCAGCAUAUUAAGAGACACAACAUUGUGCUGAAGAGAGAGCUGGGAGAAGGAGCAUUUGGAAAAGUCUUCCUGGCCGAGUGUUACAACCUCUCACCUGACCUGGAGAAGAUACUGGUGGCCGUCAAGACACUUAAAGAGGCCAGUGAAAAUGCCAGGAAAGAUUUCCACCGUGAAGCUGAGCUGCUGACGAACCUUCAACAUGAACACAUUGUGACUUUCUAUGGAGUCUGCGUGGAGACCGACCCUCUCAUCAUGGUGUUUGAGUACAUGAAACAUGGAGACCUCAACAAGUUCCUCAGGGCUCACGGUCCAGAUGCGGUUCUGAUGGCAGAGGGCCAGACCACAAGACCUGUGGAGCUGACCCAGUCUCAGAUGCUGCACAUCGCCCAGCAGAUAGCAUCUGGCAUGGUCUACCUGGCAUCUCAGCACUUUGUGCACCGCGACCUGGCCACCAGGAACUGCCUGGUGGGCGAGAACCUGCUGGUAAAGAUUGGAGACUUUGGCAUGUCCAGAGACGUCUACAGCACUGACUACUACAGGGUAGGUGUCGGAGGUCACACCAUGCUGCCAAUCCGUUGGAUGCCCCCUGAAAGCAUCAUGUACAGAAAGUUCACCACAGAGAGUGAUGUUUGGAGUCUCGGAGUUGUUCUUUGGGAGAUCUUCACAUAUGGAAAACAGCCUUGGUACCAGCUCUCCAAUAAUGAGGUGAUAGAGUGUAUAACCCAGGGCAGGGUGCUGCAGCGCCCUCGGACCUGUCUUAAAGAAGUGUACGACCUGAUGCUGGGCUGCUGGCAGAGAGAGCCGCACAUGAGACUCAACAUCAAAGAAAUCCACAGUCUGCUCCUCAAUCUGGCCAAAGCCUCACCUGUAUACCUGGAUAUACUGGGCUGAACGCAGGAGGACAGAGGGUGUGUGUGUGUGUGUGUGUGUGUGUGUGUGUGUGUGUGUGUGUGUGUGUGUGUGUGUGUGUGUGUGUGUGUGUGUGUGCGCGUGCGUGUGUGUGCGCGCUAGGGUGGACACGGUUAUACCUGUGAAAGAAAUGAAGCGUGCGAUGCCCGUGUAAGUGCGUGUGUGCAAUGCACCGCUGUACAGGAUGUGAAGCUGUUAUCAUAAACUAUUUAAAAGGCAAUCAAAAAAUUCCUCAACUCAUCCCCAACCGUGUCUUUCCUCCCUGCCAAUUUCCUCUCCUUUGUGCAUCUUUACUCCCCUCCUUCCUUCCCGGAGAGACAUUUGCUAAGAGUAAUUUCACUUUGGAAGAGACAAAAAAGCUUCUUUUCAAAUGCUUCAAACUGACUGGGGCUAAAUUGAUGAUAUCCUGAUUAACGGGACUUUAAAUGUAUUGACUCAUCCCUCACUGCUUGUCGGACAACGGGACUCCUUCGAACAUCUGGAAAUUCAACAAGGAGCAGUGUUGGGAGGAUUUCCGGAAUCCUCGAUCCUUUCGUGUGUAAAUAUGAGACAUUUGAGACAUUUUCAGAGGAAGUGGCUCUGUGCGAUCUCGAGCCAUGAAGACACUGUGUUUUCCCCUCUCACACUGUCUGUUUGUCCGUCUCUCUGUCUGUCGCUCAGAACUGUACCUGAGUAUUAAUGUCAGCAUAACAUGGCCAGAGGAAAUGACGACACAGUUCAUGAUUAACACACCGGUACACUUACAGUAGAUUUACUGUAACAGAAAAAUUAGCAAAAAAAAAUAAAUCUGGUUUUCUGCCUGUCAGAUAAAAUUAGGAGGUGAGAUGACAAAAGAAGAAAACAAUCACUAACAAUACAGUGCCUACUGAAGCUGAACUGAACUGCUGUGGUGUUCCACUACACUGUAAUUGUAAAUACUAGAAAUGUAAAAAGCUUGAUCUAUCUGGCACUGAUCUAUUAUAUGUCCCCAUGCAACAGUCUGAUAUACAUGAUUAUAAGGAUAUAUGCGCUCAUAUCUGCAUACUGUUUUCUGUGACAUAUUUACUUUGCUCAGGCCCGGACUGCACGGUCAUACAGCACAGGGUAACAUGAUGACUACUUUCAUUUCCCCCAAAGUGACAGAUGCUUCACUUGUGAUGUCAAGCGCACGUGUCGGAGGUCAAUUGAUUCAUUUGUCCGCAGCUGUCUGACAAUCGUGAAGUCUUGAUGUUGGGGGUUGCUAAGGGAGUCUGGGUUUUGAGUGGUCAGAUCCCCGUCAGAAGUGUGGGCGGCGGCGCUGUAGAAGGUGUGGUUCAUUUGGUCAACCCAUAUUAAAUCAUCAAGGCUCUCAGCACUCAGACAUCCUUUAAAACCACAUCUGUGCUAGAGGGUAGGCACACAAGAACUCUCACACACACACACACACACACACACACACACACACACACAAACACACACUGUGUACCUUAUCCCGUCAUCCCUCCAUCUCCACACACACACACACACACACACACACACACACACACACACACACACACACACACACACACACACACACACAGGGAAAGACACUCAAAACGGGACAAGAAGGAAAUUGAAUUGUGCAUGUUUUAUUAUUUGAGAGGUGCAGUGCUUCAGCCAGGCCCCGUCCACUGUAAUGGUGUAAUGUAUAUUUCAUUACAGCCUAAUGGGCUCCAUUAGCACAGUCUCCUCACAGACAUUCAAGACUUAUUGUUUUAUGGCUGAGAAGUAAGGAUGGAGGAAUGGAGAGGAGAGGAGAGGAGAGGAGAGGAGAG
This is a messenger RNA of Cottoperca gobio, 4589 nucleotides long. RefSeq names its product neurotrophic tyrosine kinase, receptor, type 2a (gene ntrk2a). The transcript has 20 exons. Gene Ontology annotation, biological process: protein phosphorylation; cellular response to brain-derived neurotrophic factor stimulus; positive regulation of phosphatidylinositol 3-kinase/protein kinase B signal transduction. The record is from RefSeq and is a predicted model, not a curated record. Gene Ontology annotation, molecular function: brain-derived neurotrophic factor binding; brain-derived neurotrophic factor receptor activity; ATP binding. Bases 349 to 2796 code for a protein of 815 amino acids. NCBI's taxonomy places the organism in Eukaryota, Metazoa, Chordata, Actinopteri, Perciformes, Bovichtidae. Gene Ontology annotation, cellular component: axon; plasma membrane; signaling receptor complex.